Molecule: messenger RNA, 2524 nt
Organism: Botrytis cinerea B05.10
Lineage: Eukaryota; Fungi; Ascomycota; Leotiomycetes; Helotiales; Sclerotiniaceae
Exons: 3
Coding region: 335-2401 (688 amino acids)
Source: RefSeq, a predicted model, not a curated record
GAAAGGUAAGUACAAAGAGCGCCAGCGACCUCGUUGCUAUUUUUAGUCGCGAGGGGUCGAGAAUAAGCUCGUUCCAUUUCCAACUUCUUUUGAAGUUGAAAUGGGACGAAACGAAACCUAGGCGUUUGUUUCUAGGAGACUCCAUGAAUGGGUUUGUUGCGAUGAUAGUCGGUCGCAAUAGAUAGAGAGAAAAAAAUCGGAAGCUCUCCGAAGUAUUCUGAAACCUGUCAAAUAAAGAACAUGUUGCGGGAGAUGUGGUGAGAGUUUUAAUACAAUAAUUAUAUAUAAGUAGUCGCGCGUUAUUCUUUGGUGCUAUCCGUACAAACAAACAAUCAUGGCAUCAUCACGACUGGCUAUGCCAGCGACAGCAGCGUCGCGAUCACCACCAGCCUUACCAGGCCCAUCUUCCCUAGUCAACCCCGCUCCUCCUCCCGCUCCCAUCACGAUAAUGGGUCACGAAAUCACCAGCCUCUGCAGUCCUUCUCGCUUUGACUGGUCUCCUGCGCAAAAAAACCAAAUUACAAACUUUACAAUCGAUCAAAAAAUAACCAAAGAACAAUGUUCCAGAAAUAAAAAAGAUCAGAUAGAUUCCGCACGAUUUGAUCCACUUUUCACAAUUUUGGGUUUUGACAAAUUUAGAGAUCUGAGGAAUGGGAAAGGGGAGGCCGUGAGGGAUAUUGUGGAGGAAAAAUUGAGGACGAGAAUGUGGAAGAGUUGGGAGGGGAAUGGGAAGGUGGAUAAGGUUCAUCAGGAGGCUAUUUUGAGUGGGAUACAUAUGCAAGGGGGGCCGGAAGAUGCAGCUUUGGAGGGUGUUUUGAGAAGAACAGAUCAGAGAUUAGUAUUCAGUGGGCAGGACAUUGAUAGGGGUAGAGAUGUAGGGAGAAGGGGAAGUGCACCUUUGAAUGCACCAAGCAUUCCUCUUUCAGGCCUAUCAUCUCAACCCCCUCAGCCAAUCCAGGCAUUUCAGCCCGCUCAGCCGAUCCAGGCACCUCAACCUGCUCCGACAAACCAAGGUCCUUCAUCCUCUGAUCCCUAUCGUCAUCUGUCAAAGGUUGAAAAAGUGAAAUUGAGAGACGAUAUGGUGAAUGAGGAAAACAGGAGGAGAAAAGGGAAAGGAAAGAAGAGAUCAUAUCAAAUUGGUGCCACGAUACACGAAGAUAUUGAGCCUCAUCAUGAGUCCCGCUUUCCUGAUCCAUUGCCAGGGCUUCGUGUUCCAAACCCUGCUCCUAAUUCCGCUUUUGCUACUGGAUCACAAUCUCAAGGUCAAGAUCAAUCGAGUCGGAGUGUUACGCAAAUUUAUGCUCCUAUUACAGAGGCACACUCGCGCCAAUCUCAAGAUCAAGGUCAAUCGAGUCAAGUACCCCCCGGAGAUAAUAGUAGUGGAUUCAAAACAACCGUUUUCAAAACGAUGAAUCAAUUGCUUGGAACUGCUACUGAUGCUUGGAGGGGAGAUGGAGAUAGUGGAGGCAUAGGUGAAGGCGAACACAGAGAGAACGAUGGAGAUAGGGGUAGUCCAUCAACAAGUGUUCAUGCACCUCCUCAAUUAUCUGCUCCAGCUACAGAUAAACUUGGUAGACAGUCUUCUAUAUCUCAAUCCUUUGCGUCAUUAUCGAUCCACGAUGGUCCGGUCGAAGGUUUGAUUGGAUCUCAGCAGCAGCAGCAGCAGCAACAAGGCUUUCGCUCGGCUCAAAUUCCACCCGCAAUUCCAUUCCAAACACAAAUUUCUCAAGCUGCUUACAUGGAGUCAUUUGGUAAUCAUCCUAUGAAUUCCGGAAUGGGUGCAUUGCGAAAUUUACAAUCCCCACCUCAAGCUCUUGGAAAUCAGCAACAGCAAGGCUCUUAUAAUCCUUUGAGAUCGCAGCCUUUGAAUCAUGAUGAUGCUAAUUCAUUUAUGGCUCCUGGAAAUCAUGGAUGUAAUACUCCUCAGCAAAAUAGCAAUAGUCAUUUCGCGGUUCAUCAGAACUAUGGGACUAAUACAUUCGCAUCUCCACAAUACAAUGGAAAUGCCCGUCCAUAUCAUAACGAUCCUAAUGCUGCUGGCCCCCAACUUUAUAACGUCAACCCUGCUGCGAUUUUUCAUAACUUCAACGCUCCCGCUGCUCCCCAAAAUUAUAAUGUCAAUCCUGCUGCGGUUCCUCAUAACCUCAACGCUCCCGCUGCCCCUUUCCUCAUAAAUCCUCCGGCUAAUCUCAACCCUACACCACCUAACUUCUCUUCCUUCAUCCGUAGCACUCAAGAAAGCUAUACGCAAUCACUAGCACAGGAUAAAGCAUCAUUGGAGGCACAAAAAGCGGCACUCCAGGCUUAUCAUCAAGGAUUGAAGGAUAGGGAAAAGGAUAGAAGGUUCGCAUUCUUGGAAAAUGUAUGUAGAAAUGCGAGAUUAGGAGAGACUGAGAUUUAGAUGUAUUAGACUUUAGUUUGGCGUUUUUGGGGGGAAAUAGGCAGGCGAGAUUGAAAGAGAAUGUUAUUUUGAUAGAUUAGAUUUCAAUUUAUGUUUUGGGAGUUUUGACUUUUGUCUUUACUA